Messenger RNA from Spodoptera exigua (beet armyworm), 2074 nucleotides. NCBI's taxonomy places the organism in Eukaryota, Metazoa, Arthropoda, Insecta, Lepidoptera, Noctuidae. The record is from the annotation of a GenBank genome assembly.
GUGGCACCCGUGAUUGAUUUUCGUCGCGAAUUUACAGAAAUCCCAGCUGUUUCGUUGCAAUAGCUGCACUGCGCCUGCCUGAACUGAAUGCACCCCAGAUUCCCGGGCCUUCUAGCUCAUAAAACAUAUCAGUAUCAGUCGAUAUGUCGUCCAUCAUGGAUGAAAGGGUGACUGACGAGAUCGAGGCUCUAGAAGCAAUUCUAAUGGAUGAUGUGGUGAUAAAACGAGUGGGGGACGUUCCUCAGGUCAUCGAGACCGUCCUCCAUCCAUCAACGGGUGACGAUGUGGAGCAGCAGUACGUUUGUGUGACUCUUGUUGUGAAAUUGACGCCAGGAUACCCUGAUAGCAUUCCUGAGGUAACGCUUAGGAAUCCGCGAGGUCUCGAUGAUGAUAUUCUAGCCAACAUCAAUGUACAAAUAAGGGAGAAAAUAGCUGACUGUCUUGGAUCACCAGUGAUUUUUGAACUGAUUGAGCUCAUUCGAGAUUGUCUUACGGAGUGCAAUUUGCCAAGCGGUCAGUGCAUGAUCUGUCUCUUCGGGUUCUGUAAGGGAGACCAUUUCGUGAGGACCCAAUGCUAUCACUAUUUCCAUAGCCAUUGCUUGGCUCUUCAUCUGAUUUCUGGUCGGCGGUAUCAUGAGGAAGAGAUGGCAGUGCUGCCAGCCUGGCAGCAGGCUACCAAGGAUCCUUUUAAGGAGAUGUGCCCUGUAUGCCGCGUCACCCUGACCAAUAUCGACGUGGACGCGCUGGCCAAGGCCCCACCACCAAUGGCCUCCUUCACUGCACCACAAUUCCACUUAACCGAGGAGUUACGGGAACUACAACAUGAGAUGGCGAAGAUGAUGGCCUACCAGAUGGCCAAGGGCGGCAUCAUUGGGUGCAACGACCCCGGCCCGCCACCGCUCACCAUCACCACUCCUGAGGACAACGAGAAUAAUGUGAAUAACAGCGCUCCAGCAGCUACACCGGAGGUGGUGAAGGCUCCGAAUAACAACGCGAUCAAUUGCAACGCCCGUCAGUCCGGGAACUCCUCUAAUGAUAACUCCGCUCCCGGCUCGCCCGCCCGAUCUGCUUACCGCGGCCCCUACAGGGGCUUCAACCGACGCGGCAAGCCGGGACGGCGGGGACGCGGCGCUGCGCGGUGACCCCGCACCGCUAUACCGCAGCCAAACGCCGCAUAGCUGGCCCCCCUCCCCCGACGACCCCCGCGCACCUCACGCACUCUGGACUCUGUACCCAGCAUACUGAACCUCGGUAAUACAUCCCUGAACAUUCAAACACCACAUACCCGAGGUCAUAAAACACACACAGUUUUGCACGCAUCGCGCAAACUGUUAGUCAUACCAAUGGGUCGUAUUAUCAUUUAUACCAUGUUAUCGCUACCCUUAGUGACAAUGGUAAUCGAUUAUGUAACAAUUGUAAUCUACUAUACGACAAUGGUAAUCGAUUAUGUGAUAAUGGUCAGUGACUAUGUAUCAAUGGUAACCGACAAUGGUACUGCACUGGGGUCUGAACCACUUUGUCUGAAUACAGGGACUAAUUUGCUAAAACGGACUGAACCGAACCUUUCGAGACUGACGAUUUACCCUAGUUACUCCAUUCUAUUUAUAUUUUUGAAAGCGUUACAAGCGCUUCCUCCUGUGAUUCUUAACCAUAUCGAUUGGACCACACAACUCUAUUAUAUAUCCCGGCCAAUAUUUAACAAAUUAUUUUGCAAACUAAUUGUUUUGAUAUGUAUCGUGUGAUUAUGGGCCCUUUCAGGCUGUCUAUUCGCGAAGUAGGUCGUGAACAAUCCGAUGUAUGAAAUGUUACUCUUAGAAUUAUGGAUAAAAUCAACUGUUCAAGUAUGUCGGAUGUAUCACGACGUUAUGAUCCCUCCAACAACUCAAACGAAUGUUAUCACUGCCAUUGUGCCUAACACAAUUUUAAAGUUCCUCUUUCUAUCACUCAUUAAAACUUCGCGAUAUAGUACAACUGAAAGGAAGUCGCUCCUAAUUCAAUACCUACGUUAUAAGUUCUCACUAAGUACCUUCCAAACUUUCCCAAAUAUUUCUAUAAUUGCGUUUUUUUGUGUUAU